This is a messenger RNA of Cyprinus carpio (common carp), 790 nucleotides long. Its product is annotated as protein EOLA1-like. The coding region runs from base 335 to 640 and encodes 101 amino acids. NCBI's taxonomy places the organism in Eukaryota, Metazoa, Chordata, Actinopteri, Cypriniformes, Cyprinidae. The transcript has 2 exons. The record is from RefSeq and is a predicted model, not a curated record.
UAAAAACAGGAAGCGCUUUACCCAAUCGUUCUGCAGCAGUGUUAACCUUAUACCUAUAUGAUAAAGUACUUAUCAUCUGGUGCGAAUGCGCUGUAUUUGAAACAAAGCUAAAACGUGUUAUUCUACCUUUCUGUAAAUGAAGAGGUGAAUAUUAUACUCUCGCUAUGAGUCUAGAGAAACGUUCGCUACUCUUGUGUUGACUGGUGUGAAGGCGCUAGAGAGCCGCUGGCGGCCCCUGCUGUCAGAGCUGCGGAACUGCACGCUAGCGGUUCGCAUCGUUCAGAAGAGCUGGGAGGGAGAGCACUGGAGACUCAUCUUCACAGAAAGACUGGAAAUGACUGCCCUGCAAACCGAGGAACUGCUGGAGGCUGGAGAAGGGUUCGGCCGUGGUGUUAUAGCAGGUCUUGUGUAUGUUGGGGAGACGUGGUGUUGUCCUGAGGAUAUUCCCUGUGAAGAGAUGAGAGAGCUGGAAACAGCAGCUUGCUUGACUGAACUCAGAAUGAAAUACCUUACCAGACUCUCAAACCCCCAGUGGCUUAAUGAACCAAUAUAUUCCAGAGGCCAUAAAGAUGUGUGGACGGUCUCCUGCCCCCUGCUCCUUCUCAUCCGUAACAGUGAAACAGAGAUUAUUUGUGUCUGAGACACUGAGAUGUGCCUCCCUGGAGAUUUGCAAUGUAUCUAAUGUGUGCAGGUUAUUUUUUUCAACAUUAAAUAAAAAAUGCAUUUGUUACAUACCUGUAUAUAUAUAUAUGACAUGUGUCAGUAUUCGAUAAUGAACAUGCACGAUAUU